CUGCCCCGGAGCUCCGCAGUCAGGAAAACACGCCGAAAAUCGAACCGAAAAGGUGUGUAAUCAACACACUUCUCAAUCGAUCGAGUGUGUGAUCGCUGUUGAAUUGCUCGCUGGGCAGCAAAGGAAGGCGGGAGCGAGCUGAAAAUGCUUUGUAACUUCUCUUUGGGUCGCUGCGCCUAUUUCGCUCCUUGCCGCUGAAGCACCAGGUUUCUGGACCUUAAUACGUUUAAGGACAGUAUGUCUGACAGCCAUCAAAAUAAGAGGAGAAGCAAAAAAGGUUGUGGAAGUGUUGGUGCCUUUCAGGAUGCAGAGCAGACAAUGGAAGAAAUGCAUCAGUCAUACAAAGCUCCAGGAAAAACCAGCCAAACAGCACCAACAUCCAGACCAUGGCCAGACCAAGAAGUGGCACAUUUUCCAAGUAAAAAUCCAUUUACAGUGCAGAGGGGACAUCACACUUCUUUACCUUUCUUCCCAAAGAAAGGCAACCUGGGAUAUGCCUUUGACUUCAGCUUUCUGCUACAGACCUCGUGUCCAGAAUACAACAUUUUGAAGUCAUUUGUGGAUUUAGAGACUUUUCAGAUAAUGAAAGCACAAACACAACAAAGGCUAAAUGUAACAAUGCUAAAAACCAGGAACAAGAGAUCUAAGUUUCAUUUGCCACCAGUGACAUGUGAGCCUGUAAGAACAAUUCAUCUUGCUCCUCUAGAGGAUGGUAUUGUCAAUGAAAGCAGCAACAUCAGAAAUAUUUUAAAUAUUAUGAACUCUGUUCCUCAGCCUAUAAAAUCGGUUACCAAAUUUUAUCAUCAUCAGUUAGACAGCCUAUUCAAAAGGCACAGUGAAAAGUCAUCAGACUUGAUUGUGGCUACAAUUUCUGGUAAGUUCACUCCAGCAGAAGACCUGUGCUGCUUCAGCAUGAGGAACUGCUCUAAGCACCCCAACAACAAGAAGGAAGGAAUUCAAAGCCAUUUGAAAUACAGGGAGGCUGAUGUAGGUGCCCCCACUGACAGGAAUGAGCAGGUGGAGUUGCAGUGCUCAGUGGUUUGUGAGAACAUGGAUCCUGUGGGCCUGGCCAGGCUCUGUGGUGACACUCACCACCACCUGAGCUCAAGUGAUGCUCUGGUCAGCUGUGGUAGAGCUCACACAGCAUUUACCACCUCGAGCAGCAGCGAUGCCUCGAGAGCUGGCAACCAGCAGAGGGGAGCAGGGAAUUGCUGCAGCCCUGGCCCAGAAGAAGGAAACCCUGCAGAGGUGGCACUGGAUUGUGCACCACGUGGAGGUGCUGAAAGUGCAAACUCUGGGCUUGGCAAUCGUGAUGUAGAUCCUUCUUGUGGAAAUGAAGUGACAGGGGCCUACCAUGCCUUAGAAGAUAAUUCUGUAGCUGCAGUAAUUCCCACAGUAGAAGUUCAAGAUCCCUCUGGAAAACAAACAGAAAAUCACAUCUGUCCCUCUGAAUCUGAAAUGGAAAAAGCAGCAGUGUCAGAAGCAAUUCCAGAAGACCAAAGUGAGCUUGUACCUGCUGUUCAUGUUCCAUUCUCUGAGCAAGAGCCAGCCAGGGAACCACACACUGCUAAACAACCCCCCCCAAAAGAGAGUGGUGGUACUCAGAGCUUCAGCGCUCUUGCUCACAAAGAAAGUGACAAAAAUAAAAGAAAGAUUAAUAGAAAUAAAUAUUCAUCCAAAUCUAAAGCUAAUAACAAGCUAAAGAUGUCUAAAGGCUUCGUUGUUUCUGAUGAGAUUACCGCAAAAUGUAAUGCCAAGAGUCAAAUUUUUCCUUCUUUAGAACUGCCACAGGGGAAAUCUGAGACUUCCCUGAAGGGUCAGAAAAAAAACCCUCAAGGAGACAAGGGUCGUUCUUCUCAAAGUGCUCAGAAACCUAAAAAGCAAAGUCUCUCCUGCAGCUGCAGAAGUUCAGCUGUGUUAAAGAAAAGUGUUACUCCACUUUCUCUGCCUCAUGCACCAUCUGCCUCCGAUUUUGGAGACCUGAAAUACAGUGACAUGUUCAAGCAAAUCAACUCAGAUGACCAAGGGCCGGGGAUUUACGAAAUGUUUGGAACUCCCGUGUAUUCCCACGCACGGGAGCUCGAGCGCCACGAGAGCAGGUUUUAUAAAAGUCUUUGUUCUGCUCCCUCGGGGACAGGCACUGCCAGCACCUGCAGAUGUACCUGCCCCAGAGGGAGGGAGAGCAGCAGGGGAAGAAACACUCCAAAGAAAACACAUCCCAAACCGAAGCAGACGAAACCCAGCACUAAACAAAAGCAGAAAGGUUCAGUCCCAAAGGAUGGAAGUACCAAGCUGAGUGACAGCAACACAGAGCAAGAGAAGGUGGUAACUUCUGAUGCAGAGUUUCAAACAAACACGUCAAGGAGCACGGCAUUGUCUCAUGGAGACACAGACCACCAGCUUAUGUCUUUAGAAGAGCUUUCUCAGUCAACCAAGCAAAAUGAAAUUUUUUCAAAUUCAAACUUAUCAACUAUCAAAGAAGUUACUUUGGAGCAGUCUUUAGACAGCCAGGAUGUGUCCAACCAUCAGAGAGCUGCUCCCUGUAGCCAGGAUCUUCUUCAGCUCAGUGCUGAAGACUGCAGAGACUGUGUUGCUGCAAGGAGCAGUCUGCUACCAACAGACCAGAACAUCGGUGUGUCCCAGUGCAGGGGGGAAGGGGAUGGUGGCAAAGGCCUGGAAUCACACCAGGCCUCCUUCAAGUCUGUCCAGAAAUGUGAAGCUUCAUCCUUUUCAGAUAGACUGGAGUGUCAAUCCCCUACAGAGAAAUCAAAUCACAGUUGGACCAACACCCCCCAAAAUAGUGUUUUAGCAAAUGAAUUGACUCAGCAGUCAGUGACUGGGACAGAAAGUGCUAAAAGCCUCAAUUUCCAGACAAGUCAAGACACUUUGUCCUGGACAGAUAAAGAUGUAACUGAUGAGUUGCUUUGUUGCCUGGCUGAGGAACUGCUAAUGCUUGAAGAAAAAGACAUCAACUCUGCAAGAACAAAAAAUACAGGUUCUGAAAUGCAAAGCACACCUACUGAAGAAGAAGAAAAUAUGAUGAGUGGAGAUGGAGCAAUAGUAAAUGAUGCUCUAGAGAAGAGUUGCAGUAAAGCCUUUUUGGCACCAAGUGAAGAAAGUGGCCUUCUAAACUUUGAUGAAUCUACUAAAUCACCGGGAAGCAGCUUAACUACCCAGGAUCCUAUCAAGUGGACAAGAGGGGAAGUCCUUGGGAAGGGAGCCUAUGGCACAGUGUACUGUGGUCUGACCAGCCAGGGCCAGUUAAUAGCUGUAAAACAGGUUGUUUUGGACACGUCGGAUCAACUCACUACAGAAAAGGAGUACCAGAAGUUUCACGAGGAAGUUGAUCUCUUGAAGACGUUGAAGCACGUCAACAUUGUAACUUACUUAGGAACCUGCCUGGAACACAACAUUUUAAGCAUUUUCAUGGAGUUCGUUCCCGGUGGCUCCAUUUCCAGCGUCAUCGAUCGCUUUGGCCCGUUGCCAGAAGUCGUCCUUCGCAGAUACACCAGGCAGAUUCUGCAGGGGGUUGCCUAUUUACACGCCAACCGCGUGGUGCACAGAGACAUCAAGGGCAGCAACGUGCUGCUGAUGCCCAGCGGGACGGUGAAGCUCAUCGACUUCGGCUGCGCCAGGCGCUUGGCCCGGCCCGGCCCCGGCGGCCCCCGCAGCGAGACGCUGCGGUCCGUGCGUGGCACUCCCUUCUGGAUGGCCCCCGAGGUGAUCAGCGGGGCCGGCCACGGCCGCAAAUCCGACAUCUGGAGCGUGGGCUGCACCGUGUUCGAGAUGGCCACGGGAAAGCCCCCCCUGGCUUCCAUGGGCAGGAUUGCGGCCAUGUUCUACAUCGGGGCACGCAGGGGGCUGAUGCCGUCCCUGCCCCAGGGAUUCUCCGGCGCCGCCGUGGAUUUUGUGCACGCCUGCUUGACCAGAGAUCAACACGAACGUCCUUCUGCUCUGCAGUUGCUGGACCAUUCCUUUGUGAAAGGCAGACAGUGAAUUUUCCGAAACUCUUGCCAAGGUACUUGCCAGUCCUGUCACACGGUAUUGUUUGAAGCUCUGAGCCACUGCUCCCAUCUCAGGAGCGGGGAGGGUCCUUAGGAAUGCCAACCCACCUGCUUUACACUGGUCUUGGAACUACCAACAGCAAUAGGAUGUAAAAAUUUGCAUCUAAAAAUACAUCUACCUCUUUCCAAGGAAGCAGACACUGAGCCCAGAAAACCUACAGUCUCUUGAGAUUAUUUGGGUUCCAAAUCAGGGCUUUUUCAGAGCUAAGCAGGAACUGAUGCCAUUUCUCCACCCCUCCUGUCAAGUCUCUGGUUCUUGCACAUAAGCAGAAGGGAACAAGAGUUCUCCUGAGGAAGGGCCUCCAGUACACACAGUCCAGUGCCUUUUCUCCCCUUCUUUUCCCUUCUCCCAGGGACCUGCACCAUGGGACAGCCUCAGAAAUUUUACAGGUGUUGUCAAAGAACACAAGCUCUCAACUGAGGCAAGGAAAAUGUUGCCAUUAUAGGUGCAGGAACACAGAGGAAUCAAACCCAGCUAUUGAAGGUCUAAGGUUAAAAAUUGGAUUUGGGUUUUUUAUAUCCAUGUCAGGAGCCAGACAAAGGAAUUCCCAACAGCAACUGGAGAGAACACUCCUGGCACUAGUGAACUACUUUUUUAAAGGUGUAAGAACUUAGGCAUUCCAGAGGAAGGAGGAAUUAAUUAGCUAGUUCAGUUUGGCAUAACUUCCAAGUCUUUGAAGACAUUUACUUUUAGAACUGAUUAUUGGAACGUGCAUUUACAUCCCAGCUAAAGAAAGCAAAGUGUUUGUCCAAUUCCCUUCCCUGCAAAACAAGGAUUGGGAACCCUUCCCCCUUCAGGUCAGAGAGAUGCUUGGUGUACAACUGCCACCCACCCUCACUGCUCAAAUAACCACCCUCCCCUGAAGCCACCCAGCCCCUCCACAACUGCAGGGCACAGGGAGGGAGCAGCUGGAGAGGGCACCAAAUACCUGAUCACCAGCAUGGAAUGGGAGCACAGGAAACAAAUCAGACUUCAGACUUCCAAGCAGUCUGUUAUUUGACUGAUUUGAUCAAAACCAGCAAUGUUUAGCCAAUAACUCAAAGGGGAACUUUGUGUUUCCAACUUGCUUUGUAAAAAUUCAACAUAGGAAAAUGGGAUCAUUUCUGCACAAUAGAGGUGAGGUAGGGAAUUUUAUUGAAAAUACUUUUUUUUUACAAGUUCUUAGAAAUAAAGUUUUUUCUAAUCUCACACAAACGGCUGUACCUCAAAAAUGCAACUAAGCUAUUAUGAAACAUUUCUAUUUACAGUUAGCCAGAAUGUACAGAACUGCCAUGUUAUGCAAAUAGCCAAGGACCAGCUCACAGUGAGAUACAUCAGCCCAGCACUCCCACCAUCAGGAACAGACCACAAUUCAACACAGGAAAGAAUUUCACUAUUCUACAAACCUCAGAUCUCACAAACAGGGAGAUUUUUAAUAGUGUUGUACCAAGGUCCCCACUACAGCAUCAUUUUACAAAUUACAUAAUUCUUGUACUCAAAUUUGUAACAAAAACUCUGUAAGAAGUGAUGAACAAAGGAACAGUGGUGACUUUGAGCCUUUUAUUGCAUUUAUUCAGUCAUUCCUGUGUGAGGCCGAGGCCGAUCCCAUCAGUUUUCAUUCCUUCCCCCCCCUCAGCCAGGCUGCCAUUUACACCAGUCACUGAUUUCAGUCAGGGCAAACUCAUGGCACCUGGAGCAUCUCCACUCAGCCCCAGGGCUCCCCACAUGGAAUUCAGUUCCAGACACAAUGACACGUACAGUUUCACCUAUUUACAAUGGCAUUGAAACCCAAACCCCAUGAGUUUCAUGGACAUCCUUUACAGAGGAACCAAAACCCACUGUUUGGAUCUCAAUGUAGCAUAGCAACAUUUUGUCCACUAUGAUUUCACAAUUUCCCAGAAUCAAAACAGGAGAUAAUUCUUUUGAAACAGCACCUUAAGAGGAAGGCCUAUGCUCAUUCCAAUGUAUAAUAGACAGGCACUAGUUACCAUCCAGACAUUUUAACUCCAGCUUGUGACAGAAACUGCUAUAUUUACAGUACAAUAUAUUGCUUAUCCAGAGUGGCUGUAUAAGAUGCAUUUCAUGGCACACCUAUUUAAACAGACUCAAAAAGAAAGUAUUGUAGUGCUUCAAAGACAAAUUAAGACAGUUUCCUGCUAUGUCAUCUCUCUGCCCAGGCUCUGGUUUAGGACAGUCUAUAAUGCAGAUUACAUUGGUUACAAAUCAGAUCCAGGAGUAGCACUGAGAUGGAAAGGAAAGGGACUAUAAAAGGAUAGAAAAUAUCCAACAAUGCAGAAGUUUGUAACAAGAAGUUACAUUCCCAAUGUAGAAAAAUAACCAAGUCAGUAGGGAUAAGACAGCUUUGGAUUUUGUACACGAGCCUCGACUUAAGCUAAGAUAUAGCAGAAAAUGCAGUCAGGUUUCCAUUUAAAUAUUCCUUAAAGUGUAAAAAAAGUAUCCAUAGUUCAAAUAAAACUUAUUCAAGUAAUUACAAGCGUUUGCAUUACUGGAAACAGAGUAUUACAUAGUAAUUGAGAUACUGUAGUUACAUCAGACAGCAACUACCGACCGGGCUGAGACUGAACAGUUCUCUCAUGUAAAGCACAAGUGAGUAAAGAACUGGAAGGGCAAAGCUGCAGGUGUUCCCUGGGGACUUACAGAGUUAAGGGAGCACUGAGGGAAUGAGCUUAGCAAAAAGUUCACAUCAUGGUCACUUCCGAGUCCAAAGAAGUCAUGGAAAACUGGCUGUUGCUACUAGAAAUCUACUGAGUUCAUGUUGAGGUACUUCAUAGCUUAUGAAUAGUUUGAGGAACAACCCAGAGAGUCAGUUGUCUGCUCUCCAGGAGGCUGAGCUGCAGUACUGGCUUGGAGAGCACAAGGACAUUCACACCCGUCAUUCCUCCUGCAGGCAAAGCCCCUGGGAAGAGCAGCCGAGCCCUGACACGUGCAGGCAGAUUAAAUGGAUGCCAGUGGUUUAACUGGGACACUGAGGGGUUUCCUAACCCCCCCAGAGCUGGAAAAACCAGAACAAGUCUCUUCCAAUUUGGUAACUAAUGACAAGUACAAUGCACAGAAUCACUGGUAACUAUUUUAUUGUUGGAAUAUAAAGCUAGGAUAUCAAUAGUUUUAUUCUUAUUUACUGUGAAGACUGCAUUCACCUGUAAAAGAAAUAUGGCAUCACACACAAGUACACUUUUUGGAUUUCAGAACAUGGGCAGUAUUCUGAAAUGGUAAUAGGAACAGUGACCCUGUCCACUAUUAAAUUAUGAUUCAUUUUUUCUUUUAAAAAAGAUGAUUUUCCCACAAUGACAGCUCUGAACUGCAGUUAAGUCACAUUAAUCUACAUAACCAUUAUUAACAGCUCUGUGUCUAUUUUACUGCAUCAAGCCAAUAAACACUUAAAUGCACUUCACAUCGAAAGAUUAUGUAAACUUUUAUUUUAAUUCCUUUUUCCUUCAGAAAUCUAGGGACAUUUCUGAGGUGUGGCCAUACUGAGUGGGCAGAGCCUACCCCCUUUCCUGCCUCCCUGCUAAUACUGUGUGGUCCUGGAUGCUCCUCCAGUCAAGUGUCCCUUUUAAGCGGCUUCCGAUAAGGCCUACAGUUUAAAGAUAAACAAGACAAAGUGCCAUCUUUGUUUGGGUAACUGAUGGACUCUGGCAAGAUAAAAUAAACUUAUGUGUAUUCUGUUAUACUUACAAGCAGCUCCAAUCCUGAGUAUUUAUGGUAUAUCUAAACAUACAAAAAUGUAUGUACAUUUUUUCUCCACUUCCUUGUAAACAGUUGUCAGUAUACUGUUUUUAAUCCCUUUAUCUUUGAAACAUGCAAAUCAUACAUACAGUAUAAAUACACAAGAAAACAAUGACACUCAUCCAAAAAACUAGGCAACAAAAAGUUGUGGCUGCAGUAUUGAAAAUCAUAAAUAACCAAUGCUCGAGGCAUCCUAUGCACCUAAAAGCGGGCGGUCAUCCUACUGUUCUCAGCUGCAGUCGUAGAAAUACUGAGAGUUUUGCACCUUCCAUGCUAUUACAGUAUUUAGAACACUAUCAUAUGUGGAGAUAAAGACUUGUUUACUAUACCUCUUCUUCUCAGAGUGAAGGAUAAAGCAGCACUUACAUAUACUGAAACCACGGCAGCAACAGCUGGUGUUGCCACUGCUAGAUUAGGAAGUUUUCCAUUCUAACAAUUCUUAAAUUAAAAAAAAACAAAACAAAACCAAA
This is a messenger RNA of Myiozetetes cayanensis, 8261 nucleotides long. RefSeq names its product mitogen-activated protein kinase kinase kinase 19 (gene MAP3K19). Bases 238 to 3996 code for a protein of 1252 amino acids. The transcript is spliced from 10 exons. NCBI's taxonomy places the organism in Eukaryota, Metazoa, Chordata, Aves, Passeriformes, Tyrannidae. The record is from RefSeq and is a predicted model, not a curated record. Gene Ontology annotation, biological process: protein phosphorylation. Gene Ontology annotation, molecular function: protein kinase activity; ATP binding.